AUGGCGUCCGGAUCGAGCGGCGCCGGGAACGUCUCCCCUUCGCCGGCGUCGAUUCUCCUCGCCAAGGAGGCGCACAUCGCCUUCAGCAGGAACAACACCACGGCUAGAGCCAAAAGAUUGGGGGGCAACUCUACCGUGGAGGUCACCUUCUGGACCGCUGAUCCACCGGAUGUGUCCUUCUACACCCUCUACUGCAAGCCCUCCAUGGCCAUCCCCGACGCCGACCUGGAAAUUCAGUCAUGGGUUACCCCCAUCCCCGUCUGCAAGGGAGGCGAUGUGUGUAUUCACCCAUACGUGGUGGGUGCAGAGGGCAGAUUCGUUCUUCUCAGCGCCCUCUUCGGCGGCAACUGCCGGUAUGAAUACUUCAUGUACAAGGGCGACCCCAAGUCCCCGUCCCUCGAAAGCCUCCCGCUUCCAGAUGAUGAUUAUAGCCUGCGUGGAGUGGAGUUCGCAAUCGUGCCCCGUGGUGAUGAUGACCAUUAUCUCCUGAUUGCACUCCGUCGCGUGCUGAAGAUGAAUAAUUACCGGCUUCACAUCUACUCGUCUGAGGAUGCAACAUGGACGACUAAGGAACUGCCCAAUCCAUGUCCUCAGAUCCUUAUUAUACCUGACAAGGUGUUCGUGAUCCGAGAUGGCUUGCUGUUAUGGGUUGAUUUGCUGCGAGGCAUUCUGUACAUCCCAUUGCCUGAGCCCUUGCCUAAAAACAGAGAACGAGUGAAGCAAUUCCGACUAGGAGUUAGGCGCUUUCGCGAUCUCACCUGCGUCAAUGGUCUGAUCAAGUUUAUUGAGAUGGAACACCGUGAGAUCGAAAGAGAGAUCCCAGACGACGUUCCUCCUGAGAAGCCGGUUGACCCCAGGACCAACGAUGUGCUCUACGAUUCAGAUUUGAUCACGCUGGUCAAUGACAAACCCAUGAAACCCAAGACCAGGAUAGAGGUCUCAGUGGAUGGUUGGAGUGCCAUGACAUGGACUAGGAACAUAGGGUCCAACUGUUGGCGCAAGGGACGCAUUGUUGAUGUUCAUGACAUUUUGGUCGAUGACUCGGUGUUUUCAGCGUUGCUGUCCAUCGAGAAGAGUGAAUCUGCUUGGAGACUGACAUUCAAGAACCUGUCAUCGGCUUGGCCCACCCUGAGCACAGAUGGGAAUGACAUCCUUUACCUCAAGUCAACCAGUACAUCGGGUGGAGGGGCGCUGGUUGCUGUCGACCUUGCGGAGAAGAAGGCACUGAAAGUGGAAGCACGUAGAUCGCAUCCUUUUGGAAAAUAUUUAUAUUCCUCUCCGUGGCAGAUAUUGCAUCCCUGUGCAUUGGCAAACCAUCUGAAAAUGACUCCAGGCAUUGAAACCUCAGCAAGCCAGAUUGCUCUGAUGGGCAGCUCUGCCAAUGAGCCAAACAAUACUGCUAUCCAUGUGGGUGAGACCGAUUCCUAUGAGUCUGAGAACAAACGCCCAAGGCAGCCUCCGCAGCUAUGGUUUAACAGGUGGGAGCAGCCGGUCUACAUUGGGUACUCAUCAUGGCCCCAUCAAAAUAAUCCGCAGCCACUACUGCUGGAGCAGAAGGAGGCACCUAGGACAUUUGGACUUCCUGAGGUAAAAGAAAAAUUGUGA
Miscanthus lutarioriparius is the source of this 1605-nucleotide messenger RNA. The record is from the annotation of a GenBank genome assembly. Lineage: Eukaryota; Viridiplantae; Streptophyta; Magnoliopsida; Poales; Poaceae.